Bipolaris zeicola 26-R-13 is the source of this 768-nucleotide messenger RNA. RefSeq names its product polysaccharide lyase family 3 protein. Gene Ontology annotation, biological process: pectin catabolic process. Gene Ontology annotation, cellular component: extracellular region. The coding region runs from base 1 to 768 and encodes 255 amino acids. The record is from RefSeq and is a predicted model, not a curated record. Gene Ontology annotation, molecular function: pectate lyase activity. Lineage: Eukaryota; Fungi; Ascomycota; Dothideomycetes; Pleosporales; Pleosporaceae. The transcript has 3 exons.
AUGAAGUUCUCCAUCGCCGUCAUUGCCGCUGCUUCUGGCCUCGUCGCCGCUGGCCCUGCUGCCCCCACCCCCAACGAUGCCUUCGCUCUUACCAAGCGCGCCUCUCUCCCCGUCCCCGCCUCCAAGGGAUCCGUUACCCUUAAGGCACCUCAGUCCGUCAGUGGCACCUUCGAUGGUGGCAUGAAGACCUACGGCCGUGGUGUCAGCUGCACUGGUCAGGUUGAGGGUGGCGACAAGGACGCCGUCUUCACCGUCAAGAACGGUGGUACUCUCAAGAACGUCAUCAUUGGAAAGGACCAGAUCGAGGGUGUCCACUGCGAGGGUUCUUGCACUAUCGAGAACGUCUGGUGGGUCGACGUUUGCGAGGAUGCUCUCAGUCUCAAGGGUGACGGUAACGCCGUAGUCAGGGGCGGAGGUGCCCAGGCUGCCUCUGACAAGGUUGUCCAGCACAACGGAAAGGGUACGGUUACCAUUGACGGCUUCACCGUCGUUGACUUCGGCAAGCUCUACCGUGCUUGCGGCAACUGCAAGAACAGCGUCACCCGCAACGUUGUCGUCAAGAACGUCAAGGCCUACAACGGAAAGGUCCUGACUGGCAUCAACCCCAACUUCGGUGACAGCUCUACCAUCUCCAACACCUGCGCUACCUCCGUCAAGACCAUCUGCGAGGAGUUCAAGGGUACCACUCCCGGAAAUGAGCCUUCCUCCGUCUCCAAGGGUCCUUCCGCCAACUGCAAGUACACCGCUUCCGCUAUCAAGACUUGCUAG